CAGAUUACAAAGAAGUUAAAAAGCGAAAACCUCGUAAAGAUGAUCCGGUCGACAUGGGUAAGAUCCCCUUUUCAAUUCUGUGAAAUAAAUACAGAGUAUUUGUGUUGAUGUUGUGUACUCAGGUGAAUAUGAUGUUUGUGAUGUUACUAGAGUAACAGCGCAAACAUCAAAUACAGAGUAAAUCAAAUGAAUAUCAUUCAUUCUCUUUCUUGUAGAAUCCGCUGCAAAGAUGUGGAACGCGCCAGAGAAAUCGGGUUAGUUUAUUGAAUGUCGUUGUAAUACAUAUGGGGAAUAUCAUGAGUAACCUUGUCUUUCAUUUCUAUUUCCAGAAGUAAGCACGACUCAGCCUGAAUCUUCGGAUUCCUCCGACGGAGGCAAACGACGUGAGACGAUGGUGAUCUCGUCCGAUUCCGGCAGCUCCGGUGACGGUAAGUAGAUUAUGUAGUUUGUUAAGAUGGAGUAGCCAAAGCCCACAAGUUAUCACUAAUUUGAUUGUAUAUUUCAGAAUCUGGGUCUUGGGAACAGAAAUCAGAGAACGGCGUUCAAAAACAAAAAGUAACAGGUAUUUAAUUGCUGAAAUAUUAAAAAGAUGAAAUGACCCUUAGUAACAUUCUACCUUUAUAAUGGAAGUAAGUUGAAGAAGCCUCUUCUCAGUUUUAAGAGGUCGGGGUAGAGCGUCCUCUAGAUGACUUUUCUUCACUUUCUAGCUCCUCUUUAUGCAUCGGAUGGACCAAUGCACAGUACACCAUUAGGUAGGUUCUUCAUCUUGUAUAUUUUAUAUUUAAUUUAUGUUUAAAUAUUGCCAGUUAAGGGCAGUUUGUCAUUUGUCAGCUGUGCUGUUUGCAAAUAAUUCUUACGGUACGUUUACACACAACUAAUCGGCCCGAUCAAAGAUUAGAUACGAUAAAUAUGUGCCACUCUGCGAAAAUUUUGUCCGAGAUUUUUUUAUAGCCGUCAUUUUGCCAGUAACUAGAUAAGUGUCAAAUCCAACGCCAUUAGUCUCUAAAUGGUAAAAUCCAACGCCAUCAGUCUCGCCGCCAUUUUGGCAGUGUUAUGCACUCGUCAUCUCGCGUGAUCACUCGUGAUCAGCACGGAAAAUUACGGACACGCAAACAUUAGGGAAAUACGUCGAGUGGCAAAUCUUUAUCGUAUCUAAUCUUUGGCCCGAUUCAGCUUUAAUUAAAUGAUAUUUGAAAAUAUAUGCUGUCAACGUCAUCUGAUGACAUCGUCAACAGACAACAUUCGUCAUUAACAUUCGGCAAAACCUGAAAUCGGCCCGAUUACUCGUUGUGUGUAAACGUAGCUUUUACUGAUUAGUGGCUUUCAGUGAUCGUUACAAGACAGAAGAUGGUGAUCAACGUCAGAAGUUAUGACAGUUUGUGCAAGCAAGCAGACUACAUCUGAAUAUGUCUUUCUGUUUCAGAACUCGAGCAAGAGAAGGCGCGGUUACUAAAGAAGAAACCACUGACUGACACACCUGUCGCUACAGUCGAGCCACUUCCCCGGCCUAGGAUGCCUUCGAUAUUAAAGAACGGUACGGCACGUGGAAACGAGGCGUCACAGCCAGAGCAGCCAUCACCUCAACUUGUGGCUAAACCUGUGCCCGAGAUGACGAAGGCGGGGUCUGAGGCGAGUUCUGGCAGCUCAUUAAGCUCUUUGAGUGAUGAUGACAAUGAUCUGUAAGUAGUGGGCAAUAAAUUUAAACUAAACUAACUUUAUUUAAAUACUGGAUAACUCUACCAGUUUUAAACUGUUUUCCCUCGUUGAGGUCGAGUAAGGAUCAUCUCUUUAUUGUCCAGUGUUACUACAGGAGGAACCUAAACUAAACUAACUUUAUUUAUACUGGAUAGCUCUAUCAGUUCUAAACUGUUCUUCCUAGAGGUCCAAUAAGAGUCAUCUCUUAUUGAUCCAGUGUUACUACAGGAAGAAACCUAAACUAAGCUAACUAUAUUUAUACUGGAUAGCUCUAUCAGUUCUAAACUGUUCUCCCUAGAGGUCCAGUAAGAGUCAUCUCUUAUUGAUCCAGUGUUACUACAGGAGGAAACCUAAACUAAGCUAACUAUAUUUAUACUGGAUAGCUCUAUCAGUCCUAAACUGUUCUUGCUAAAGGUCCAGUAAGGAUCAUCUCUUAUUGAUCCAGUGUUGCUGGACAGCUCUAUCAAUGUAUAUUUUUAUAUUCCAGGGUGGUCCAAGCGAAGCUACUCUCACAGUCAACCGAGGGUGGGAUGUCAACGACAUCGAGUCAAGCAAAGAAACGAAGAUCCAGGAAAACUCGAGACAAGCAGCACGGCAAGACGAGUCGACACCAUCGAGUACACUUUCACAGAAAGAACGCCGAGGAUGUCCAGAAAGUACGAGUGAGGACUGUCGAAGGAGAAGAAGGGAAACCGUAAGUCUCGUACGAAAUUUAUGUACAUACAAUAUACUGGAUGGCUCUCAUUUCUAAACUGUUUUCCCUAGAGGUCCAGUAAGGACCAUCUCUUAUUGAUCACUCAGUGUUAGAAGGAGUCAUCUUUUUGAUCCAGUGUUACUACAGGAGGAAACCUAAACUAAAUUAAUUUUAUUUAUACUGGAUAUCUCUAUCAGUUCUAAACUGUUUUCCCUAGAGGUCCAGUAAGAGUCAUCUUAUUGAUCCAGUGUUACUACAGGAGGAAACCUAAACUAAACUAACUUUAUUUAUACUAGAUAGCUCUAUCAGUUCUAAACUGUUUUCCCUAGAGGUCCAGUAAGAGUCAUCUCUUAUUGAUCCAGUGUUACCACAGGAGGAAACCUAAACUAAACUAACUUUAUUUAUACUGGAGAGCUCUAUCAGUUCUAAACCGCUGUUCUAAUCUUAUUUCUUGUUUUUAGUCUAACUGAGCAACAGGUAUGAUAAAUCAGGUGGAAAUAGACAGCAAUAAAACUCCCAUCUGUACCUAGCUUGAGGUCAUCGCAGACUCUAGUAUGCCAAUAAUAUGGAGACAAGUACUUGAACAUCAAUGUUUUUAAAUCUCAUUUAGAGUUUGUAAUAUAUUUAUAUAGUUUUGUAAUAUAUUAGCGUGACAACACAAAUAUUAAAAGAUUAAUAUAUGAACAAUAACUUGUAUAUUAACCAAGUUUUUGAAAGAUAAUAUACAAUAUUAUGGAGAAAACGACGGAUUCUGAAGGCAGAGGCGUUGUAUUGCCCUUGCUUCUGUCCUGUUUUACCUCGUGUUGAAAUCAACGUUGAUAAAGUUUUGGCGUUGAGUUUUUAGACUUAUAAAUUAUUUUUAUUUCACAGUUUUAGCUACUAACUUAUUCAACACAAAAUGUAAUACGAAAGGCAAUAAAACACAAGCUGUAAAAUAAUAUCUUUGAGUGG
Paramuricea clavata is the source of this 3340-nucleotide messenger RNA. NCBI's taxonomy places the organism in Eukaryota, Metazoa, Cnidaria, Anthozoa, Malacalcyonacea, Plexauridae. The record is from the annotation of a GenBank genome assembly.